Molecule: messenger RNA, 1110 nt
Organism: Triticum aestivum (bread wheat)
Lineage: Eukaryota; Viridiplantae; Streptophyta; Magnoliopsida; Poales; Poaceae
Exons: 3
Coding region: 1-714 (237 amino acids)
Source: RefSeq, a predicted model, not a curated record
AUGGAGGAGGUCGUCGGGUGCCUCGUGCGUCCAGGCGACAAUGGCAACCUUGGUGAGCCGCCAUCACCAGCGUGCAUGGACCUAUGCCCAUCAGUCGCGCGAGUGCGCUGGAGGUCGCAGCCAGAUCGAGGGCUUGACGACGACCUGCGUGAGGAAGAAAAACAAAUCGGGCAUGUCCUCUCCACCGUUCGAUUUUCCGAGAUCCAAUGGUUCGCACACAUACCAUAUCCCUCUUCUUUCUCCCUCCCCCACAGCCGCCGGGUUCCAGCACCUUCCUUCCUCGUCUCCUUCUCCAGUCGCCGCCUCCCCUCCCCUCCCAGGCUCCCAGCUCCUCUCGUCUCAGAGGCCGCAUCAGGGCACCAGACACGCACCAUCGGCGCGACGUCCAGGCCGCCCCCACACCGUCCGGGGGGUGCGCGUUUGGACGCCGGGGGGCAGCACGACUCGUCCCUGAGAGCUACGUCGCGGUGGGUGUUGCCACCGAACGGCAAGGGAAGCGACGGCCUCCACUUCCCGCGGUGGCCGGCAGGAUAUGGCACUGGUGGAGUCAAACCCUCUUCGUCCGAUGCUAGCACGCUAAGCCGCAUUGAGCUAGCACUCUCAAGAUGCCUGGCUGAGGGGGCUGCGCCGACCUGCCACCGCAUUGUCGCGGGCCCGCGUCCGUCUGCUAUGGCAUCCUCACAGCCGAUUUUUUCACCGACCUUGGAGCUGUGAGGCGCUUGCCCCACCCCAGCUCCAGUUCCCUGUGUUUUACUUCUGAUUUUUCGAGGCAGUUUUUGGUUGUCCAUGCGCAGGGAACGGCGGUUCAUCUUGUUCUCGUCAGUGGAGAUGGGAUGCCCAAGAGCAUGUUCGAGGCGAUGUGGCAUGUCUCCGGUGAUGAGUCUGCGGUGAUGGAUGGAUCUGCAAAAUGGUGUUCUCCGCCUGAGAAUUUCUAGGACCCGUUGUAGAUUGAAUGUCUUCGUUUUGCUCCUCCAUAUGUGUAUUAUUUAGAAAUGUCUGUAAUUUUAAGUUCUAUUGUGUUUUUACUUCCGUGUAAAAUGGUUUUUUCUAGUGUGUUUAUGUAAUUCCCAUCUAUUUAAUGACAUAAUAUAUAUCAUUUGCAAAAUUGUG